This is a messenger RNA of Oncorhynchus keta (chum salmon), 6077 nucleotides long. RefSeq names its product sister chromatid cohesion protein PDS5 homolog A-like. Gene Ontology annotation, biological process: DNA repair; mitotic sister chromatid cohesion. The record is from RefSeq and is a predicted model, not a curated record. The coding region runs from base 252 to 3932 and encodes 1226 amino acids. Lineage: Eukaryota; Metazoa; Chordata; Actinopteri; Salmoniformes; Salmonidae. Gene Ontology annotation, cellular component: nucleus; chromatin. The transcript is spliced from 35 exons.
AAGUUGGAGUUUGGUUUUUCCGAGUCCCGCUUGAUGAGGCGUGUUGCAGUACCCCGGUCAGACCGAGGACGGCGCCGUCCACCCAGCGUCCACAGAGGGGACAUUCAAACUGCUGAGACUGGCUGCUGGAGAGACUGGAGACACGGAGCUUUGUGCCGAAACUAAAAACACACACACACAACCUCAUGAAUUAAAACCGCUCAUUGGUGAGAGGCCAGUAGAGGACUGUGUGGAUUAAAACGACGACAAGCAUGGAGUUCCCGCAGCAGCAGAAACCGGCGGGGGACAGCAAGAUCACCUACCCGCCUGGAGUGAAGGAAAUCACGGAGAAGAUAAGCAACGAUGAGGUGGUGAAACGGCUGAAGAUGGUGGUGAAGACCUACAUGGACAUGGACCAGGACAGCGAGGAGGAGAAGCAGCAGUAUCUGAACCUGGCUCUCCAUCUGGCCUCAGAGUUCUUCCUGAGGAACCCCAACAAGGACGUGCGUCUCCUGGUGGCCUGCUGCCUGGCUGACAUCUUCAGGAUCUACGCCCCUGAGGCCCCAUACACCUCACACGACAAGCUGAAGGACAUCUUCCUGUUCAUCACCAGACAGCUGAAAGGACUGGAAGACACCAAGAGCCCACAGUUCAAUAGAUACUUCUACCUGCUGGAGAACCUGGCGUGGGUAAAGUCAUACAACAUCUGCUUUGAGCUGGAGGACUGCAACGACAUCUUCAUCCAGCUCUUCAAGACGCUCUUCUCUGUCAUCAAUAACAGUCACAAUCAGAAGGUCCAGAUGCACAUGUUGGAUCUGAUGAGUUCUAUAAUAAUGGAGGGAGACGGAGUCACACAGGAACUACUGGACACCAUCCUGAUCAACCUGAUACCUGCUCACAAGAACCUGAAUAAGCAGGCGUACGACUUGGCCAAGACUCUGCUGAAGAGGACCGUUCAGACCAUAGAAACAUGUAUCGCAAACUUCUUUAACCAGGUGCUGGUGAUGGGCAAGUCUUCAGUCAGUGAUCUGUCAGAACACGUGUUUGAUCUGAUCCAGGAGCUGUUCUCCAUUGACCCUCUGCUGCUCACGUCCGUCAUGCCCCAGCUAGAGUUUAAACUCAAGAGUAACGACGGAGAAGAACGGCUAGCUGUGGUCAGACUGCUGGCCAAGCUGUUUGGAGCCAAAGACUCAGAACUGGCCACUCAGAACAGACCGCUGUGGCAAUGCUUCCUGGGACGUUUCAAUGACAUCCAUGUCCCAGUGAGGCUCGAGUCGGUCAAGUUCGCUUCUCACUGUCUGAUGAACCAUCCAGACCUGGCCAGAGACCUCACAGAGUUCCUGAAAGUGCGAUCACAUGACCCAGAGGAGGCGAUCCGACACGACGUCAUCGUAACGAUCAUCAACGCCGGGAAGAAAGACCUGAACCUGGUUAACGACCAACUGCUGGGCUUCGUGAGGGAGAGGACCCUGGACAAGAGGUGGAGGGUACGUAAGGAGGCGAUGAUGGGUUUGGCCCAGUUGUUUAAGAAGUACUGUCUCCAUCAUGAGGCUGGGAAGGAACAGGCCCAGAAGAUCUCCUGGAUCAAAGACAAGCUGCUCCACAUCUACUACCAGAACAGCAUCGACGACAAGUUGUUAGUAGAGAAGAUAUUUGCUCAGUACAUGGUUCCUCACAGUCUGGACACUGAGGAGAAGAUGAAAUGUCUUUACUACCUGUAUGCCUGUCUGGAUACCAACGCUGUCAAGGCUCUGAAUGAGAUGUGGAAGUGUCAGAACAUGUUGAGAGGUUUGGUCAGAGAACUGCUGGACCUUCACAAACUACCUGCCUCUGAAGCCAACACCACGGCCAUGUUUGGAAAGCUGAUGACCAUUAGCAAGAACCUCCCUGAUGCUGGUAAGGCCCAGGACUUCAUGAAGCGGUUUAACCAGGUGUUAGGAGAAGACGAGAAGCUCCGAGUCCAGCUGGACACUCUCAUCAGCCCAACCUGCUCCUGUAAACAGGCUGAACUCUGUGUGAGGGAGAUUACUCGUAAACUGACGUUCCCGAAGCAGCCCACCAACCCCUUCCUGGAGAUGGUGAAGUUCCUGUUGGAACGCAUCGCUCCUGUCCACAUCGACUCAGAGGCCAUCAGACUGGAACUACUGAAGGUUCUGUCCUUCACCCACCCCACAGCGUUCCACUCUGCUGAGACAUAUGAGUCUCUGCUUCAGUGUCUGAAGAUGGAGGAUGACAAGGUGGCCGAGGCGGCCAUUCAGAUCUUCAGGAACACCGGACAGAAAAUAGAGACCGAACUACAGCAGAUACGAUCGACCCUGAUCCCAGUCCUUCAUCAGAAGGCUAAACGUGGGACCCCCCACCAGGCCAAACAGGCUGUCCACUGUAUCCACGCCAUCUUCUGUAACAAGGAGGUCCAGCUGGCGCAGAUCUUUGAGCCUCUCUCUCGUAGUCUGAAUGCUGACGUCCCAGAACAGUUGAUAACCCCCCUGGUCAGUCUGGGUCAUAUCUCUCUACUGGCUCCAGAUCAGUUUGCCUCCCCCAUGAAGGCCAUCGUGGCCAACUUCAUCGUCAAGGACCUGCUCAUGAACGACAGGUCUCUAGGAAACAAAAAUGGGAAGCUGUGGACAUCUGACGAAGAAGUUUCUCCUGAGGUGCUGGCUAAGGUCCAGGCCAUUAAGCUGUUGGUGCGUUGGCUCCUCGGUAUGAAGAACAACCAGUCUAAAUCGGCCAACUCCACCCUCCGACUGCUGUCCGCCAUGCUGGUCUCGGAGGGAGACCUCACAGAACAGAAGAAGAUCAGUAAGUCAGACAUGUCUCGUCUGCGUCUGGCAGCAGGAGGAGCCAUCAUGAAGCUGGCCCAGGAGCCGGUUUACCAUGACAUCAUCACACCGGAACAGUUCCAGCUCUGUGGGCUGGUUAUCAACGAUGAGUGUUACCAGGUGCGUCAGAUCUUUGCCCAGAAGUUACACCUGGCUCUGGUCAAGCUGCUCCUCCCGUUAGAGUACCUGGCCGUCUUCUCGCUGUGUGCCAAAGACCCGGUCAAGGAGAGGAGGGCCCACGCCAGACAGUGUCUGCUCAAGAACAUCAGUAUCAGACGGGAAUUCAUCAACAACAACCCCCUGGCCCACGAUAAGAUGAUGUCUCUCCUACCAGAGUAUGUGGUCCCUUAUAUGAUCCACCUGUUGGCUCAUGACCCAGACUUCACCAAGCCACAGGACUUUGAACAGCUCCGAGACCUCAAGGAGUGUCUGUGGUUCAUGCUAGAGGUGUUGAUGGUGCAGAAUGAGAACAACAGUCACGCCUUCCUGAGGAAGAUGGUGGAGAACAUCAAGCAGACCAAAGACGCACAGUGUCCUGACGACCCGAAGGCUAACGAGAAGCUGUACAUCGUGUGUGACGUGGCGUUGUUCGUGAUCGUUAACAAGUCGACCGCCUGUCAUCUGGAGUCUCCUAAAGACCCCGUCCUGCCUUCCAAGUUCUACACUCCUCCUGACAAGCCAAAGCCAUCUCCUGUCUUGUCUACAGUGAAUAAGACUCUGACGGUGCCAGGUAGGAGAGUCUACAACAAGACCACCAGCUCAGACAGCAACACCAGUACCCACUCCCAGCCCAGCUCUCCUGUUACCAAGACCAGGGAUGUUGUGACGGAGUCGUCAGAGGGCGGGGCGAGAGAGAAUGAAGAGAACCCUGUUAUCACCAAGACGGACGACGGGAAGAAGGAGGACACAGUGACCUCUGACCUCACCACAGGUGCGUCAACCAUCCCCAAACCUCGCCGCGGACGCCCCCCCAAGGCCGCACCCUCCCCUCUGGCCAAUGAGAAGGAAGGAGGGGCAGGCAAAGGCAGGAAGAGGGCGGCGCCUGCCCAGGACUCCGCCCCCUCGGGGGAGCCAAACUCCAUCAAGAUCCCUAAAGCUGAGGAUGUGACGCAGAUCCUAGACCUGCAGAGGUGAGGAGAGACAGAUCCUAGACCUGGUGAGGUGAGGAGAGACAGAUCCUAGACCUGGUGAGGUGAGGAGAGACAGAUCCUAGACCUGGUGAGGAGAGACAGAUCCUAGACCUGGUGAGGAGAGACAGAUCCUAGACCUGCAGAGGAGAGACAGAUCCUAGACCUGGUGAGGAGAGACAGAUCCUAGACCUGGUGAGGAGAGACAGAUCCUAGACCUGGUGAGGAGAGACAGAUCCUAGACCUGGUGAGGAGAGACAGAUCCUAGACCUGGUGAGGAGAGACAGAUCCUAGACCUGGUGAGGAGAGGAGAGACAGAUCCUAGACCUGGUGAGGUGAGGAGAGACAGAUCCUAGACCUGGUGAGGUGAGGAGAGACAGAUCCUAGACCUGGUGAGGAGAGACAGAUCCUAGACCUGGUGAGGAGAGACAGAUCCUAGACCUGGUGAGGAGAGACAGAUCCUAGACCUGGUGAGGAGAGACAGAUCCUAGACCUGGUGAGGAGAGACAGAUCCUAGACCUGGUGAGGAGAGACAGAUCCUAGACCUGGUGAGGGGAGACAGAUCCUAGACCUGGUGAGGAGAGGAGAGACAGAUCCUAGACCUGGUGAGGUGAGGAGAGACAGAUCCUAGACCUGGUGAGGAGAGACAGAUCCUAGACCUGGUGAGGAGAGACAGAUCCUAGACCUGCAGAGGUAAACAGCAGACCACUGCAGCCCAGAUCAAGACCCUAAAGAAACUCUCUCUCUCUCUCUGAGUAACUCUCUCUCUCUCUUCAGGCCUCUCUCUCUCUUCAGCUCUCUCUUUCUCUCUCUCUCUUCAUCUCUCUCUCUCUCUCUCUCUCUUCAGGCUCUCUCUCUCUCUCUCUCCCUCUCUCUCUCUCUCUCUCUCUCUCUCUCUCUCUCUCUCUCUCUCUCUCUCUCUCGUAGUCCUGAUCUGAUUCUCCAUUGUAUGUGGGUCUUAAUCUCAAACAUUGUUUUCGUUGCUCUUUAUCUUUUAUCUUUUGUGGAGCAGUUGUUUUGAAAAGAAAUAUUUCCAAACCGUUUUAAUCUGGUUUUGAUGACAAAACAAGUUGUUGCUUAUUAAAUCCCCCCCCAGGAUAUAUUGCCUCUUCCUCCUCGAUCCCCUCCUUCCUGUCUCUCUCUGUCCCCUCCUUCCUGUCUCUCUCUGUCCCCUCCUUCCUGUCUCUCUCUGUCCCCUCCUUCCUGUCUCUCUCUGUCCCCUCCUUCCUGUCUCUCUCUGUCCCCUCCUUCCUGUCUCUCUCUGUCCCCUCCUUCCUGUCUCUCUCUGUCCCCCUCCUUCCUGUCUCUCCCUGUCCCCUCCUUCCUGUCUCUCUCUUACCCCUCCUUCCUGUCUCUCUCUUCCCCUCCUUCCUGUCUCUCCCUGUCCCCUCCUUCCUGUCUCUCCCUGUCCCCUCCUUCCUGUCUCUCUCUGUCCCCUCCUUCCAGUCUCUCUCGGUCCCCUCCUUCCUGUCUCUCUCUGUCCCCUCCUUCCUGUCUCUCUCUGUCCCCUCCUUCCAGUCUCUCUCUGUCCCCUCCUUCCAGUCUCUCUCUGUCCCCUCCUUCCAGUCUCUCUCUGUCCCCUCCUUCCUGUCUCUCUCUGUCCCCUCCUUCCUGUCUCUCUCUGUCCCCUCCUUCCAGUCUCUCUCUGUCCCCUCCUUCCAGUCUCUCCCUGUCCCCUCCUUCCUGUCUCUCCCUGUCCCCUCCUUCCUGUCUCUCUCUGUCCCCUCCUUCCUGUCUCUCUCUGUCCCCUCCUUCCAGUCUCUCUCUGUCCUCUCCUUCCUGUCUCUCUCUGUCCCCUCCUUCCUGUCUCUCUCUGUCCUCUCCUUCCUGUCUCAAUCGCCCUGUCUCUCUAUCAUCAGUGUGUUUAUUUUAUAUAGUUUAAAACUUGGCUGUUAUGUACUUAAGCCAUAUAUAUAUACACUGUAUGUUUGGCUGUCUGAUAAACACACACACAGUUCUUUCUCACACUUGUUUGAGGAGGGAAGGGAGGAAGGGAAGGAGAGAAGGAAUUUGGGCACUCUUCAGAGAGAGCGAUGUACAAGCAGGGGAUAACUGAUGAAGAGACAAACAUGACUUGUUAUUUUCCAUUCGUUAUCUUUUUAGCAGUCAAAACAUUGAGAACUUUGAAAUUAAAAUUUGUAUUGAAAUUUAA